UUAAUAACAAGUUUUAUUUUCAGUUAGGAAUAUUUACAUAUAAUGUCAUGGAAGUACUUAAUAAGUGUCUUUAAGUAAGUGACGAUGUAUCAAUAUCUACAGGGCUCAAAUAACUAACAAUGAUGAGGUUUGUUGUGUAUAAUUAGAACGAGUUAACGCCCUCAGCCAGCCUACGUCUCAACAACAGAAGACAUGAAACUGAUUUGAUAACGAACGAAAUACGAAGGAUUAUAACCGAGUCUCGUGAGAAUAUCCGGUAUUUGAAAACGGUCCGAUCGGUGGGACUGUCAUUAAAACAUAAUUACUCGGUCUAGAUAAAUAAAGCGACUCGGCUUGGCAUUCAAGUCUUCAAUCUAAAGAUCUUCAGUAAGAGAUGUUUGGAAAAUUCACUAUGACAACCAUAUUUCUGAUAUUUUUGUGUCUUGCUGUCUGCUUUGUACAGCAGGCAGAGGGCUUGGUGGGUAUGAACUGUAAUGAGACCAGCCAAUGUGAGCCAGGAGAGUGCUGCCAAAAGUUAAAUCAAGUUAUGGUGGUGAGCAGGCGAUUUGCUGACUUUUUUGGCCAGGAGAAGCCCAAACUGCCUGGAGUCUGUGCUCAAUACAAGCGGCUGGGCGCUACUUGUUUUACGUUUGACAAACGAAACGGCUACUGUGAUUGUGAGCCAGGAACAGAAUGCCAGACACACAAAUUGACACUAAAGAAUAGAAGGUUCUCACGAUCUUUACCUCAAUGGAGUGUUAUGAAAUGCAGUAAAACAGAAACACCCACUAAGAUAACUGAGCUCAGUUAAAGAAUGAAUUGAUAUGUAUGAGUUUAACUCCUAAAGAAAGCUAGAAAAUUAUAGAUGUAAAAAAAAUACAUCCAUAAUUCUUCAUGGUAGGUACGGAGUAAAAAGUAAAUAAAACUAUU
This is a messenger RNA of Biomphalaria glabrata, 909 nucleotides long. RefSeq lists its product as uncharacterized. Lineage: Eukaryota; Metazoa; Mollusca; Gastropoda; Planorbidae. The record is from RefSeq and is a predicted model, not a curated record. The transcript is spliced from 3 exons. Bases 374 to 790 code for a protein of 138 amino acids.